UAUGUACUAUGUGGUGCAUCCUUGUGUUCAAGAAAGAACGUGAUUAUAAGGAAUUCCUUUUUGUAAAAUAAAAUGGAAGUUCUAAAUCAUUUUGAUCACAUUGACGAAAGUGUGGAUGAAAAUACAAUUAGCAAUGACAAUGUCGGCGUCGUUUUAGAGGAAGCAGAAAUAAUAGAUUGUGACACAGAAAUAGAAACUGUCACAGAAGAAGACAUACAAUAUCAGUUAUGUGAAGUAAACAGAAAUGAUAAUGCAGUUGCAUACCGUGUGGUGCAAGUUGGUGAUAAUCAUACAAAUAAUACUGAAUUGUCAAUAGCUGCACCUAUAAAUAACACUGUUCAAGUUUUAACAUCACCUAUAAAUGGACAGUUUUAUGUACUUAGCAACGGUAGUGAAGUAGUUACCUCAGAAUCUACAAGAACAGUUGCACCACGUGUUAAACUUCAAAUAGAUAAUCCACAAAAUAUUCUUACUAAUAUUAAAAAGAGGGAUGAAAGACGAAGGGUAACUCAUAAUGAAGUUGAAAGGAGGCGUAGGGAUAAAAUUAAUAAUUGGAUUUCAAAGUUGGGGAAGCUUUUACCAGAAUGUGAGCAAAGUACAACAGGAGAUGGAGAUGUAAAAACAAAUUUUGAGUUGCAGAGUAAAGGAGGAAUUUUAGCAAGAGCAUGUCAAUACAUUACAGAGUUAAGAGAUGUACAAGAAAAUUAUACACAAAGUUUAGAUGAAAAUGCUCAAUUACUAGAAGAGGCUAAAACUCUAAGACAAGUAGUAACUCAAUUAAGAAAAGAGAAUUCUGAAUUGAAAGCUCAAAUUGCAAAAAGUACUACCUAUAUACUUGGUACCUAAUGCUCAUAGAUGUAUAUAAUAAAUAGUAAUAGAUAUGAGUUUUGAAUGAAUUUAUUUGCCAUGAAUAUGGUGGUAGGGCU
Molecule: messenger RNA, 926 nt
Organism: Habropoda laboriosa
Lineage: Eukaryota; Metazoa; Arthropoda; Insecta; Hymenoptera; Apidae
Product: upstream stimulatory factor 1-like
Exons: 4
Coding region: 73-846 (257 amino acids)
Biological process (GO): regulation of transcription by RNA polymerase II
Molecular function (GO): protein dimerization activity; RNA polymerase II cis-regulatory region sequence-specific DNA binding; DNA-binding transcription factor activity, RNA polymerase II-specific
Source: RefSeq, a predicted model, not a curated record